AUGGAGGAAAAGAGUUAUAGCGCGGGUUCGCCCGUGAAGUUUCUUUCAGGGCUCCCUGACAUCGAGUACCCCUCGCCCAUCAGCGUGCGCAACACCUUCCUCACCACCGAGCCGGACAGGCCGCCCUCCAUCGACGAGUUCUACCAGGAGCGCGGCUUCCGCUCGGCGCCGGGCAGUGCCUUUGGCAUGCCGCCGGGCCUCGAGGAGGAUGAGUCGAAAGCUUCACAGAAAGGGCCCUCGCAGCCUGGCUCCAUGCUGCCAAUGCCAUCCAAUUGGCCACGGACCAUGAGCGGGGAGAACUUGGAGGACUUUCUGAGCGCCGUGGGCCUCGCAGAAGUCACCGACGUGGCCGGGCACUCGCCCUCCUUCGCGCAGAUGCCCCCGCCCCCGCCCAGCCAAAAGGCGCCCACCUUCGGGCCCGGGCCGGAAGGCCCGGCCUUCGGGCCGCCGCCUGGACGGGAGGCAGCGGAGGUGCCUGUGCCGGUGAAGCUGGCGCAGGUACUGCAGGACUUGGAGCCGGAGCUGGGAACGCCUGAGGCGCCCACGGAAGGCUCCAGGAACCACCGCCUCGGCACCUGCCGACCCUGCGCCUUCUUUCACACCAAGGGCUGCGCCAGCGGCACCAGCUGCGAGUUCUGCCACCUGUGCGACGCCGGGGAGAAGAAGCGCCGGGCGCGCCAGCGUGCGAUGCUGCGGAAGGGCGCUGAGGAGCAAAAGAGUCCCCUGGCAGUUGGCCUGGUACAAUUCCAGGGCUACGGGCCGCAGUACGUCUUGCCGGGCAUGUGGGGAUGA
This is a messenger RNA of Effrenium voratum, 792 nucleotides long. NCBI's taxonomy places the organism in Eukaryota, Dinophyceae, Suessiales, Symbiodiniaceae. The record is from the annotation of a GenBank genome assembly.